GCGUCUGCCCAUUUACGGGUCGGCUAGGCUGAUAACGUCCGUCCCGUAGCGCUCGCCGUGGCGUCCCUAGACGGUCACCAUCUUGCUUCGAGUGCUUUUUAAGCUCCGGUCCCUGUUCCGCUGUUGUUUUCGUCCCGUUCUCCCCUUCGGGAAAUCGGGCCCGACCGCCUCUCGACGACCUGCCCGUCAAGGAACACAGGCAAAUUUCAGGAUGAACAAACAACUGUUGAACUCGAUGAAUCGUAGGCGUAUGUCAUGCCCCCAGGUCGUCCAACAACUCUGGGAUGCGGUCAAGGUCAUUCGGUACCAGCGCCAAGUUCCAAACGUGGAACGCAUCGCCAAGUACAUGAGCCGCGUUCAUUCAGUCAGCGAAGAGGAGGUUGUAAGCCAGUUGGACUACUGUGUCCGUGACGGACUUCUGCUCAUUACAAAGCGAAAGGGUAAUAAAGGUUCCAAGGUAGGAGUGGAACAAGAGGGCUACAAGCUGCCAGACGCUCCGCCUAAACAUGACAAACAUGACUGGUAUUGCUCUGAGUGUCAUACCGGAGGAGAUGUCAUACCGUGCGGCGUAUGCCAUCGCGUCUAUCACUUGUCAUGCAUAAACAACCUGCUCGGAAGCAAACAGAAAUUCAAAUGCAGCGUUUGUCAGGCAUCAGAAGUUGAUAAUUCUCUUCCAAACAUAAAACAAAGCCAGCUCAACAAGCUUUUAAUGAUGGUCAGCCGAGUGCUUCGAGACAAGUACGGGUCUUUGAUAAAUUCAUCUGAGUUCCUCCAGCGUUCAAUAACAAUUGGUGCUCCGGGUGCACAGAUCGACAUUGGCUCUGAGGCGUGGCGUGUAUCCUUCCUGAUCCACCGGCCGUGUGACAUUGGCCGGAUGGCUGCCCGGGCUAAAAUGGCCGGCUACGAGAAUUUGAAUGAGUACUCCUCUGACGCAGCCACAAUCGUUCACAACAUAGUAAUCUUCCAAGGAGUUCAUAGUGACCUGGCAGAUACGGCAAGACAGAUGUUGCGCGACUGUUUGUCCGAAAUUGUACAAAUGCAGACGUGCCACACUUGUUACCAAACGACGGGCGCUAUUAAAGGCUUACCAAGGAGGAAGUUUACAGCCGUUUGCCGUCCUCCGCACGAACUCGUCUACGCAAAGGAAAAAGGGUCUCAAUACUGGCCAGCAAAGGUGAUCAAGGAGCACGACAGUGAUAAAGUGGAGGUUUGGUUCUUCGGCAACCCUCACCAAAGAGCGACAGUCGAUAGGUGUAACGUCCUUCCAAUUACGACGAGCAUGAACAGUCUGGAAAUAACUAAAAGGACAUCGAGUUGGAACAGGGCAUGCGAGGAGCUUAAAAAGCACCAGGAGCUUUUAAAACGCCUUGAAGAGGGAACUUACGAAUCGUCAUCGUCGAGUGAUAGCGAAGAUUCAGAGAAGAAUGAAAAAGUAUCUGUAAGUGAGAAGCCGAAGAAAACCUCGAACCCUGUCAAGAGGCAGAGGAGGAAAGGCUCCGACGAGGAGAGCAGCGUCGAUGAUACAGAUGCCGACGAUACGCCCAGGACGAGCAAAAAGGAAAAACCCGUCAAAAAGCGAGGACGGCCUCCCAUAAACAAAUCCCUUGAUGAAACACCACCAAAAAAAAAACGGGGCAGGCCGCCUAAAAAACCAGCUGAGGCUGUCGAGAAGAAAGACGAAAUUGAGGAGAAAAAGCCUGACGAGGAGUCGCAAGUUAAGGAUGAAAAGGAAGAUAAAACGGACGUUAUUUUACCGGAGGUCGCGCCUGGUCAAAACGACCUGUUGAAGACUGCAAUGUCGCCAAUUUCAACCAAAAACGAAGAGGAAAUCGUAAGCUCGUCGUGCAUGGAGCCGCAGGUGCGCAGUUUCGGCACUCAGACUAAACACGACUCGAAGAAAGACCGAGCGAACAAAGAGCUCAUUGCGAAACUGCGAGAGGAGCUUGACAAGCUCAAAGCGCUUCAUGCGGAACAAAUCAAGGAGUUGAAACAACGACACAGCCAGGAAAUCGCCAUUGUCAAAAAGAAACAAUGGUGCUACAACUGCGAGCAGGAGGCGAUUUACCACUGCUGUUGGAACACGGCAUAUUGCAGCACCGAAUGUCAGCAGCUCCACUGGCAAGGUGAGCACAAGCGCAUCUGCAGACGUAAGCGCUAAUCAGGGCCAAGGUUUAAAAAAAAAAAAUCAGGCAUUUUGUCUGGCAAAUGCAGAAACAACGAUAUGUAUUUAUACAUCUAUAUGGGGAAAAAACAUAUUUAUUGUAUAUGAAAUUAAUAUAUUACAAUAUAUUAAAUAUUGUAAUAUAGAUUUUUUUUAAAAAUAAUCACGAUAGAUAUAUUCAAUCGUAAUUGUCUUUGUAGUGUUGUGGGUUUAAAAAAAAAAAAAUUGCAUCCCAGUUUUAUAAAACUGUGGACUUUUUAUAGAAACGCGUGUAUGUGUAUUAUAUGCUAUACGUAUAUAUAAUUUAUACCGCACACAUGCUCCUAUUUUUUACGUACCUGAAAUUUCUUACUCCAUAAAAAAAAUUAAAAAAAAAAAAUUGACAGCCUCAGAGCGUUUAACGCGUCAGGGAACUUGCUUUAUAUAUUCUAGCGUAUAAAAAAAGUGUGUAUAUAUAUGUAAAUAUUCCCCACUACACAAUUUUAUAUAUUUCAACAGUCUAGAGAAAAAACAAACCAUUUUGUUACUUAUUUUCUAUAGCUUUAUUAUUAUGUAUUUUUUACCUCUGCCCUCCUGCCGAUUUGUCUGAUUUUAAUUUAAUACAAUAAUGGGUAGGAAUUAAUUAUAUAUAGUUUAAAGAGAGACGAGAGGGAGAAAAAA
This is a messenger RNA of Cimex lectularius (bed bug), 2821 nucleotides long. RefSeq names its product zinc finger MYND domain-containing protein 11. The record is from RefSeq and is a predicted model, not a curated record. Gene Ontology annotation, molecular function: DNA binding; transcription corepressor activity; protein binding. Gene Ontology annotation, biological process: regulation of transcription elongation by RNA polymerase II. The transcript has 12 exons. Bases 212 to 2158 code for a protein of 648 amino acids. Lineage: Eukaryota; Metazoa; Arthropoda; Insecta; Hemiptera; Cimicidae.